Messenger RNA from Symbiodinium sp. CCMP2456, 597 nucleotides. Lineage: Eukaryota; Dinophyceae; Suessiales; Symbiodiniaceae. The record is from the annotation of a GenBank genome assembly.
GUUAACGAGUCCGAUGCAGACGAGGUGCUCGAAUCGCUGAGUAACGGGACGGGUCAAGCAGCAUUCGAGGACUGGCUUGAGGGCUACCUCGGAGGUGAUGUGGUGUCUUACACUGUGACAUUUCCGAGCAGCUCCCCGUCCCUUGUGUCCAAACAGGCAAGCCGCACACAGCGCCAGCUUGCCCUCUCCGAUCGGACCGAGUUCUUCAGCGUGGUGGCUCUCGCUAUCCAAAUCGACGCGGUUGUUACUAGCACCGGCUACGACGACUUCGUCUUCAAGUUCAAAGGCACGGACAGCGGCGAGCAGACCCUCGAUAUAUUUGUGAACAUAUUGAAAACUUACUUUCCAGCUACUGCAACCCUCCUCAUCGGCGCGCGUGCGAACUUGGAGGUGUGGAAGCUUGUAUUUCGGCAAACCUUGCCCUAUCGAUGGCAGCGCGACAUGUGGUCAUUGAAUGCCGAUGAUGCGAGUGCGGACAACUUUGCUAUCCUCGAUCAGCUUGAAUCCUUCCGAAUCAACGGCAAGUUCACAUUCAGGUUGCGCUGGCCGACGAUGGCCAACAACCAAGACCAGAUCUGGAAGCAGACCUCCAAUCCG